Lagopus muta (rock ptarmigan) is the source of this 1829-nucleotide messenger RNA. Its product is annotated as proteinase-activated receptor 3-like. Gene Ontology annotation, cellular component: membrane. Bases 664 to 1755 code for a protein of 363 amino acids. Gene Ontology annotation, molecular function: thrombin-activated receptor activity. The transcript has 3 exons. NCBI's taxonomy places the organism in Eukaryota, Metazoa, Chordata, Aves, Galliformes, Phasianidae. Gene Ontology annotation, biological process: phospholipase C-activating G protein-coupled receptor signaling pathway; positive regulation of Rho protein signal transduction; thrombin-activated receptor signaling pathway. The record is from RefSeq and is a predicted model, not a curated record.
GAUGAGGGACGUGGGGAUGUUGGGAUGUAGGGGAAAGGAGUGCGGAGGUGUGGGGACUUGGAAUCAUGCGGAUAGGGGGACGGAGGGAUGCAAGGACAAGGGGAUGGGGGCCACGUGGACACUGGGGGCCCUCCGCUGUCCCUCCAUGGCACUGUGGCCAUGGUUUGGCACUGUCCAUGCACGACGCUUUGUCUGGGACUGUGUCACCAAGCUGUCACUCCCCUCUGCUUCAGGAAGACCCAGAGAGUUGAGAACACAGAGUGGAGCCAACCAGCACCCACUCAGUGGCAGGAAGAGAAUAGAGACAAAUCAGGCUCCUCAGCCCAAUCAACACCAUCGAACCCAGUGCAUGUCUGCUCCAGAUAUAUCUUUGCUGCCCUUGCAGCUGUGGUUUGCAAACCAACCCGUUACAUAGCAUCUGCUUCCUCCUUCUGGUGGCUGGAAAGCCCCAUCCUCGUGUGUCUCAGUGACAUCCGCAAGACGGUCACAUUUCAAUGUCACAUUUUGCCUGUGUCCACGGUGGAUGAGGGCUGUGCAUGGACGUGAGGCAGAGGAGAAAGAGGAAGGACCUGGUGGACAUCCUGCUGCGGUGACGUGUGGCAGGGCCAGCCCUGCCUGUGACACUCGUGGGGACGUGGAUUUUGCAGAGGCCACCCCACAGAUAUGGCCCAGCUCGUGACAUCGCCUGGCUUUGCUGGGUUUGGUGUCACCCUCCUGCUCGGCUUGGCCACACAGCUGCCCCUGGCACACAGCAAAGGGCGGGCAUUUUGGCACCUGACUCCCCGUGAAGAAGCUGAGUGCCCCGACGCCUCUCUGGAAUCCUUCCUCAACAGCACCACCACCACCAUUCUCCUCCCCACCCUCUACUCUGUGGUGCUGUUCGUGGGGCUGCCUGCCAAUGCGCUGGCCUGCUGGGUCCUGGCCAAAAACUUCAGGAGGUGCUCCAGUAGCCUCUUCCUGCUCAACCUGGCCGCUGCUGAUCUCCUCUUCAUCCUUCUGCUGCCCUUCAAGAUCUCCUACCACCUCCUGGGCAACCACUGGCUCUUUGGGGACUACCUCUGCCGCACCAUGGUGGCCCUUUUCUAUGGGAACAUGUACACCUCCAUCCUCUUCCUCACCUGCAUCGGCGUGGAGCGCUAUGUCUCUGUGGCUCACCCGUUCCUCUGGAAGGGCUCCACGGGGACGUGGGGCAGGGCAGGUGUCUGCCUGACCAUCUGGCUGCUGGUGGUGCUGGGUGUGAGCCCGCUGCUGUUCUACCCACAGACAGAACACAUCUCGAAGCUGAACAUCACGACGUGCCAUGAUGUCCAAGGGAAGGACAAUUUCUUCCGGCUCUAUUUCCUCUGCCUAGUGGGGCUGGGCUUCGGUGUGCCCUUUGUGCUCAUGAUCAUCUCCCAUGGCUGCAUCCUGGCUCGGCUGCUGGCCAAGCAGGAGAGCUAUGGGCACGUGGUGCGUGUCCUGGCUGUGGUCCUGCUGGCCUUCCUCCUCUGCUUCACCCCCAGCAACGUGCUGCUCUUCAUGCACUACCUGCAGCAGGACACGGGUUGCAACAACAUCACCUACAGCUGGUACGCCCUGGCCUUGGCCUUCAGUGCUUUUAACAACUGCUUUGAUCCUUUCCUCUAUUUCUACAUCUCCAAGGAUUUUCGGGGCUGGAUAUGGGAGGCUGGCUGCUGCCUCUGUGGGCUGGGGACAAAGGGAGAAUGGAAGAAGACAGCCUUGCCCCUGCGGUCCAGUGAGCAGAGCCAGCUGUAGGCAGGGCUAGAGACACUGUGCCAUGCUCUCCAUGUGGAGAAGACCCUUCUGCAGUUCCAGCCCAGGGUUACCCC